Drosophila serrata is the source of this 1582-nucleotide messenger RNA. It is a transcript of the gene alc, whose product is annotated as 5'-AMP-activated protein kinase subunit beta-1. NCBI's taxonomy places the organism in Eukaryota, Metazoa, Arthropoda, Insecta, Diptera, Drosophilidae. The record is from RefSeq and is a predicted model, not a curated record. Gene Ontology annotation, biological process: signal transduction. Gene Ontology annotation, molecular function: protein kinase binding. Gene Ontology annotation, cellular component: cytoplasm; nucleus; nucleotide-activated protein kinase complex.
UUCAGGCCACAACGCCGACAGGCGAACUGUAUAUAUGUAAAUUGUUUAUAAUUAGCAAUUUUUCUACGAAACAAACGAUUAAAUAAUGCAGUAUUCUGCUUAUUAAAUGCCAAAUUUUGCAACCAGACUGCGCGCCGCGAAAGUGUCGAGACGUAGGACAACAAAAAUCGCGACUAAAACGUGUGCCAAGACAACAAGGCAACCGAAACAAAACAUCAGGAAGAACACAGAGGAGAGAACGAACCCCAAAAGCACCCCAGUCCCCUUCCCCCUUCCAUCGGGCCGUGACCUGCCAGCUAGCCAGCGAGAACGACAAUAACUGCAAGUAAACAUCAUGGGCAAUGCGGGCAGCUCCACCGUGCACAUGCAGCGAGAGCGCCACAAGUCAACCGACCUCUCCACGCCGAGCUCUCCCGCACAUUUCCGCGACUCGGUUGCAGUCGUCGGUGGAGGAGCGAGUGCGGGCGCAGGCAGUGGCGGGGGCCACGGCGGCGGGAGCAAUGCUGGCGCUGCGGCUUUGAGCGGAGCCGGGGCGGGAGGCCAAGCUUUCUCGUUCGACAAAAAACAUACGGCAGUCUUGAACGAGGGCUCGUCGCAAGAAGACGACGACCCGUACUACACGGGAGCGGGCACAGGCACGAGCGGCGGCACCAGGCGCACAGCUGAUAGCGGUGGCGAUUCAACAGCUGUUCUGCGCAGCGGAAGCGGAGAGCACUCCAGCAUGGACAACGACGACGAACUGGCGGCAGCGGAAGCAGUAGGAAUAGGGAUUCCAUCCCUGGACGAUGAGGACCGUAAGACGGCACUGCCCACAGUGCUGCGAUGGGAUGGCGGUGGCAAGAACGUCACCAUUUCGGGCACGUUCUCCAACUGGAAGCCCAUAACGAUGGUGCGCAGCCACGGCAACUUUGUGACCAUCAUCGAUCUGCCGGAGGGCGACCAUCAGUACAAGUUCUGCGUGGACGGCGAGUGGAAGCACGAUCCCAAGCUGAAAAGCGUGGAUAACGACGAGGGACAAAAGAAUAACCUAGUAUCUGUGCGGGCUUCCGACUUUGAGGUGUUUCAGGCCCUGGCCAAGGAUAGCGAGAACGUGACCAAUUACGCGGAGAAGGAGUACUCGCAGGAGGUACCGCAGGUUAAGCCCUGGGAGAAGGUAUCCGGACCACCGGUGUUGCCGCCACACCUGCUGCAGGUUAUCCUCAACAAGGACACACCGCUUUCGUGCGAACCCACAUUGCUGCCGGAACCCAACCAUGUGAUGCUAAACCACCUGUACGCGCUGUCCAUCAAGGAUGGCGUCAUGGUGCUGAGUGCCACACAUCGGUACCGCAAGAAGUAUGUUACCACGCUGCUGUACAAGCCCAUAUAGGCUGUGCUCGCUGGCUGUUGGUAUUUUAGCUGUAGGAACAUGGUUUUAUCGUGGGUUGGAGCCUUCAAAUCGAUUCAGGGGUGUGAAAAUAUCCACGUUAAUCGUCUCGCUUGUCAAAUCUACUAUAUGUAAUGAAGUGAAAGUGUGUUUUAUUAUUCUCUCUUUAUUAAGCGUUGUAUUUUUAUUAGUUAUAAAUAUACGGAACUUGUAAAA